UCCCCGACGGGGAUUAUUCCCCGCGGGGAAUGGGGAUGGGGAAGAAAUAUUCCCCGCAAGCGUUCGUGGGGAUCCCCGCGGGGGAUUUUUUCCUUCGCGGGGAUGGGGAUGGGGAGCUAUUCCCCGACGGGGAAUUCCCCAUUGCCAUCUCUAAUCUGGAGGCAUGGCACAGCAGCUGCAGCCGUCGCCAGCCAGCAGCGAACUGCCCCCCACCCGGCGGCGAAAGCAAAGGAGAGGCGGCGAGCGGGAUCGAGGGCGCCGCCGAUGGACCCGCCCGACGUCGAGAUGGAGGCCGCGCCUGAGCCUCCGGUUCCGGCUCCGGCGCCGGCGGCGGCUGGGGAGGGGUGGAGCAUGCUGUCCCGCGCCCGCGCGCUGCUCCAGGAGGGCAAGCCGUCCCUCGCGCUGCAGGCGGUUCUCCUAGCCAUAAGAUCACAAGGUGGUGAGCAAGCUCUCCUCCAGACUAUGAACCGUGCGCGGGAACUCUACGCACAGAGGUUGCAGGCCACUCCUAGUGUUGAUGAGCUCGCCUCUUUGCUUGCCCAAUGUGCCAUUGCAGAGGCACAGUCAACAAAUGCUAACCCACCACAAGGACCUGGGUCAGACCCUGUCGAUAUGCUGAAUUCUGAUGAGACCUGCAUUCUUUCUGUGAGCGGAAGGAAGCAGAUCAUCCUGGAUGCGUUUGCCGAUGGAAGCAGCUUCAUUUGCCUGAAAUGUGGUGGGCUCUAUAGCACAUCUCGCAAGGAUGAGCACUUGGCCUACUGGUGCGUUACUGCAUGAUCCUGCUGACAUCUUGCUGUGGUACAUGUUUGGUCACACCUGGGCACCUGGUGAUGAUCAUGAUACCCGUGAGAUUUUGUAAAAACUUGGUUCUCUUCCGAUUAUCGCUUCUUUACUGCAGGGAUGCCAGAGAUGCAUCUUCUGUUCGUCGAAGCUAAUACAUUGCCAACGCCAAACGGCAAACAUUAUGAACUAUAAGUUUCCAUCUCAAUCCCCUGUAUUGUAUUUGUGCUUUUUCUGCGGAUGGAAAUUGGAAGUUGUUGAGAUGUUUGGCUUGGUCAUCAAAUUCCAAUAGUUGAAUGUGGCAAAACAAUUUUCUUGUGGUUGGCUUGGACACCGCAGAAGUUAAACCGUGAGUAUCAGUUGUAUUUA
Molecule: messenger RNA, 1149 nt
Organism: Panicum virgatum (switchgrass)
Lineage: Eukaryota; Viridiplantae; Streptophyta; Magnoliopsida; Poales; Poaceae
Exons: 2
Coding region: 103-777 (224 amino acids)
Source: RefSeq, a predicted model, not a curated record